Thermochaetoides thermophila DSM 1495 is the source of this 1014-nucleotide messenger RNA. RefSeq names its product putative UPF0587 protein. The coding region runs from base 1 to 1014 and encodes 337 amino acids. Gene Ontology annotation, biological process: RNA processing. Gene Ontology annotation, molecular function: zinc ion binding. Lineage: Eukaryota; Fungi; Ascomycota; Sordariomycetes; Sordariales; Chaetomiaceae. The record is from RefSeq and is a predicted model, not a curated record. The transcript is spliced from 5 exons.
AUGUACGCUCUUACUCUGACCGCAGAGCUCGAGGGUGUCACAAACCUUCGGCCAAACGACACCCAGGAUUCGCCCUUCUACUACACUUUCAAAGUCCAGUGCACGUCGUGCCGCGAAGUUCAUCCUAACACCGUUACCGUCAGCCGUUUUCGCGAGUCUUCUGCCUCCAUCACAUCUGUUCCAACCCCCUACGAGCAGGCUGAGCCGGCCAAGGCUCAAAAGAUCCUUCUCUUUGACUGCCGUGGGUUGGAGUUCACUGAGUUCAUCCCUGAGGGAGAGUGGCUUGCGGAAGGCCUUGAGUCUGGCACACAGUUUUCUGGGAUUGAGCUCACGGAGGGUGAGUGCGAAGCUCAUCUGGAUGACGGCAUCAUGGCUUCCAACGAGCUCGCCGCAACACUCAAAUUCCUUACAAAUGCGGGCCAUCUGCUUGCUGAGACAGCCCCAGAGACAUCGGCUUACAUCAUGAGCCGACGCAAUGAUCUCUUGUUCGAGCAUGAGGUGCAGCUCUCCGACAAGGAAAGGCAGCGGGUGUGCACAUGUUGUGGCCAUAUCAUGCUCCCUGGCCAGGGUGACUUUCUGCAGAUUAAAUCUGCAAAAUGCAAGCAGAGAAAGAAGAGGAAAUCUCCGAAGGGCAAGUCAGCUCCUAAGCUUGGUGUGCAGCCUUACCAGUCGGGGCCGACGAAAACCAUCACCUGCGGUCACUGUGGCAGAGUCACAGAGAUCAAGCUGCCAGCCCCUACUCCUAUUUACAGGCGAGCCUCCAAGGCCCAAGUUCAAAGCCAAAAAGUCUCUUCCAGAGUUUCUUCCAAGCCUUCGACGCUAGGAGCGCCCUCUUCUGCAGUCAGCUCCCGGCAAGAAACCCCGUCACAAAAGCCAAGCGCAAGCGCAAGCAGCAAGAAGCGAGCCAAGUCCCGCAAGGCAGGGCUGCAGGCUCUGCUCGACCAUGCAAAUGCAUCGCGCAACUCAGGUCUGGGAUUAGGCUUGAGUCUUGCCGACUUCAUGGAGAAGAAGUGA